UUCAUUCCAAUCAUGCACGGAAGUUCUGCUCUCCGAGCGUUGGCCAUCUUUCUCGCACUCUCCGAUGCCCUGUGCUUCACUCCUUCACUCUUCUUGAAGCACGGUCAACGUCACCUGCAGCUGGCAAGAGUGUCCGCGAAGAUUCAGAACAGGCGGCAUGCUCAAUUGAGAAUGGAGGCCGAAGGCCCGGGUCUCGAAGGAAAGUCGGUCGUCAUCGUUGCAAGAGACGUCGCCGUUGCACGCGGUCCUCCUCAACGUCAACAGGAGCAGCAGUACUACGAGGAGCAGCCAACGCCCAUGGGAGAGAUGCAGAUGUCCAAGUCUGGUGUCAACACGAUGGUUCUUGUCUCCGGCGCUGUGGCUGCCGCUGCCGGCGGAUACUUCGGCGUGAAGGCUUACAAGGCCCGUCAGCAGAGGCUCGUGGAGGAGUUUGGCUACUCCAUGAUGAUGUACUGGGGAGAUGCCAAGACCUCGCAGGAGACUGUCAAGGAGUACUUUGGCAAGGUUGGCCCGGUGAUCAACAUGUUCCACAAAGCCGACAUGUUCCGUGAGUACAGCAAGCGCCUGGCUCAGGACAAGGCCCUCAGCAUCACCUCCCUCAAUGACUUCACUGCUGUCACCAAGAUGAUGGGCGUCUCCUCUGGUAUGGCUUCAAAGCAGAUCGCCAAGGCAGCGGAGGAGCUCGUUCCCUACCCCAACCCUACGGAGACCUGGGAGCGCAAUGCCAACAAACCCUCUGUGCUCGGAAAGCUCCUGUGGCUCACGGAGCGCUGCUUUCCCGACCCCACGACGAUCCAGAAGCUGCGCUCAAGGUUCCCCAAGUCUUACAACGAUGACGUCAUCAACGUUCUUCAGAACACUCUGACCGAGCAGGCGUAUAAGGACAUCCUGAACGCCAAUGGCGGGCCUGAGAAUGGACUGCAGCCUGGAUACGACGUGCUCGGUCUCUCGAAGGGAGACGCAGAGGCCCUCAUUGAGAAGAUCUUGGAAGAGAAGAGGCUGGCGGAGGAGGAAGCCGCUCGUAUCGCCGCUGAGAAGGCUGAGGAGGAGCGCGUCUUGAAGAUCAGGGAGGCUGCAUGGAAGGGACAGCAGGAGAAGCUGAACUUGAAGGAUGGCAAGGUAAAGACGCACGGAGAGGAGCCCAAGAAGGACGAGCCGGUGCAGAGGGCGGAAGGGACCCACGAGUACGAGUGCACUGUGUGCGGCUACACCCUCUUCGUGGCCAAGGGACGCGAGUUCAAGUUCUUCGGCGAUAACUUCAAGUGCCCCCAGUGCGGAGCAGGGAAGCAGUACUUCAAGGACAACGCUGCGGAGUGAGGGUCAUGAGGAGGCGGAGCGGAAGGGGAGACGACCCUGCCGAUGGUGCCGGAGGAGCUUCGGUGGCUGCGGGGGACCUGACGGUCGGGUCGAGAGGGUGCGAGAGACUUUUUGUUAGCAGCUAUUUAUUUUGAAUGAAAUUAAUCGAUCUCGGUG
Guillardia theta CCMP2712 is the source of this 1473-nucleotide messenger RNA. RefSeq lists its product as hypothetical. The coding region runs from base 13 to 1317 and encodes 434 amino acids. The transcript is spliced from 4 exons. Gene Ontology annotation, molecular function: iron ion binding. Lineage: Eukaryota; Cryptophyceae; Pyrenomonadales; Geminigeraceae. The record is from RefSeq and is a predicted model, not a curated record.